UAAGUUCAUCGUCUGUGUACUCCGGCUAAAAAAGAGAGCAACUGAAACUGGUGCAGAGGAAAAAGGAAACUAAUGCCUUAUGUGACACAACCCACCACAUUCAUUGAACAAGGAAGAAACUUCACCUGUGAAUUGCAGUACAUCACGCUGGUUCUGAGGUUCAAGCUGUCCAGGAUGGGGGACUGCUGCUUGUCAGGUGAAGACAGGGAGAGCAUGAGGAUUCACCAAGAAAUUGAGAGACAGCUUAGGAUGGACAAGAGGGACUCAUCCCGCCAACUGAAACUUUUACUUUUAGGCACAGGGGAGAGUGGGAAAAGCACUUUCAUCAAGCAGAUGAGAAUCAUACAUGGCAGGGGCUACUCAGACGAGGACAAGAGGGCCUAUGCCAGGCUGGUGUUCCAAAAUAUCUUUGUUUCCAUUCACAACCUGCUUCAAGCCAUGGAGCACCUGAACAUUCCUUUUGCUGAUGAAAGAAACAAAACACAUGCUGCAAUGCUUAACAGUGUGAUCCCUGAAAUGGUACACUCAAUCGAGCCUAAACAUGCUGAAGCCAUCAAAACACUGUGGAGAGACCACGGCCUGCAGAAAUGCUUUGAACGCAGGAGAGAGUUCCAGUUAUCAGACUCUACCAAAUAUUACCUCGAUGACAUUGACAGAAUAUCAGCAGGCUUUUACUUGCCGACUGUUCAGGAUAUUCUGCGAGUCCGAAUUCCAACCACAGGAAUCAUAGAGUACAUCUUUGACCUCCAGACAGUCGUAUUUAGAAUGGUUGACGUUGGAGGCCAAAAGUCAGAAAGACGGAAGUGGAUCCACUGUUUCGAAAAUGUUACUUCCAUCAUCUUCCUGGUGGCUCUGAGCGAGUACGAUCAGGUUUUAUAUGAGUGUGCGAAUGAGAACCGAAUGGAAGAGAGUAAGGCACUUUUUAAGACAAUCAUCUCCUACCCCUGGUUCCAGGAGUCUUCUAUCAUCCUCUUUCUCAAUAAAACAGAUAUCUUGAGGGAGAAGAUCUUAACAUCACAUCUUGUAGACUAUUUUCCACUAUACACAGGCCCUAGACGUGAUGCAGAUGCCGCAAUGAAGUUCAUCUUGAUUAUGUAUGAGGAACAGAACUCGGACACACAUAAAAAAAUCUAUGCACAUUUCACCUGCGCAACUGACACUGAAAAUAUCCGCUUUGUUUUUGACGCAGUGAAGGACACCAUUCUACGGAACAACCUGUCUGACUUUAACUUGGGUUAAAUGACAAACUGCUUUUAAAUAUACAUUGGAUUUUUUUUCACCUCUGAUUCAGUGAAAAUAUUAAUGUGAUCUGUGCUGGGAUUAUGGCAAAGUGCAUUCUGUGAAUUUAGCAUGUAGCCUACUUGCGUUUGCAUAAAUGACAGGGAUAGUCCACCCAAAAAAGAAAUAUAUAAGUGUGUAUUUUGCAGAAAAAAAUAAUAAUACAGGUUUGGAAUAAAAUGAGAGUGAGUAAACAGAAUUUUCUUUUUUGGGUGAAUUGUCCAUUUAGCUUUGUUAUUCGGCACAAUAUUUACUCUCUAGUUUUUUUCUAACCGUAUUAAAACACAUAUUAUACUUUAUAGGCCCAGAAUAGAACAGAACAGAACAAUACAAAAAUCAAUUCAGUAAUUUUUAUUAAAUGCAAUUUCUGACCCUGCCAACUUCCCAUCCAUAAGCUAUCCAGAAACUUCCCAGUAAACUAAAUCUACUUCAGAGCAACUUAGUGAGUAUCUGCCAUAUUAUAUUCUAUUUCUACACAAGAUUUGAAUGAAAUAUGAAUUAUAACAGGCUGGCAUAAAAGACAGACUUUGAAUCCAUGCAAAUCAAUUGUACCCACUGUCUUUGCUAUUCAAAUAGUCUCUCCAACACUGACAUAGAUACAAGAAUGAUACAUCAGUACAGAUAGUUUCAGCUCUUUACUCUCUAAAUAACAUUUGUUAUUUGUAAAUAUUUACUGUGUGUACAGUUACAAUUUCUAUUGUGACAACAUGUACAGUCACAACCUUUAGUAUGAUUGUAUUUAUUUAUGCAGUAUAGUAUGAGCCAAAAUUAAACUGAUUGCAAAUUAAAUAUUCAUUCCAUUAAGCAGUGAUAUAUACGUUCCAAAACAUGCUAUCCCACUUUUUGAAAAGCAUUUUAAAAAACUGAAAUUUGACUGAAAAUUGUUCAUUGUAUUUAUGUUUCAUGUUGUUGCAUGAAGAUUGCAAACAUCAUAACAUAACAGUUUUUUUUCCUCCUUGCUACUUUUUUGUUCUUAAAGAUC
Molecule: messenger RNA, 2260 nt
Organism: Labeo rohita (rohu)
Lineage: Eukaryota; Metazoa; Chordata; Actinopteri; Cypriniformes; Cyprinidae
Product: guanine nucleotide-binding protein subunit alpha-14
Exons: 9
Coding region: 73-1239 (388 amino acids)
Biological process (GO): phospholipase C-activating dopamine receptor signaling pathway; action potential; adenylate cyclase-modulating G protein-coupled receptor signaling pathway
Cellular component (GO): heterotrimeric G-protein complex
Molecular function (GO): GTPase activator activity; guanyl nucleotide binding; G-protein beta/gamma-subunit complex binding
Source: RefSeq, a predicted model, not a curated record